Aspergillus niger is the source of this 297-nucleotide messenger RNA. RefSeq lists its product as hypothetical. Bases 1 to 297 code for a protein of 98 amino acids. The transcript has a single exon. The record is from RefSeq and is a predicted model, not a curated record. NCBI's taxonomy places the organism in Eukaryota, Fungi, Ascomycota, Eurotiomycetes, Eurotiales, Aspergillaceae.
AUGGCUGGAACCGCGAAACCUCCAUCCUCUCCCGAAGUGCAAAAUGCCUUAGCCCGCGCCAGAGAGUCUGAUUCUGGUCCUGACGCUGAUACUAUGGCUAUACUUGAAGGCUCCGUCCACGGUCUAUGGCACCGUAUCCGAACUGAGCCGGAAUACGUGCUCAAUCAAAAGGAAUUCGCCUUGUUCAACUACUUUAUUAUACGCUAUAAAAAGGAGCCUGAGUGUAAAAGAGCCGUGGAGCAGUUUUGGAAUCAUUAUCGCGCAGACGACUCGGCCACCAACGGGAGCAAGACUUAG